AUGGCUCCUGCAUAUAUGACUGAAUACUCCAAGCUUUCCAACAAGGAGAAGCAUAAAUUGCGAAAGCCAGUGGUGGAAAAGAUGCGCAGAGAUCGCAUCAACAACUGCAUCGAGCAGCUCAAGUCCAUGCUGGAGAAAGAGUUCCAGCAGCAGGAUCCCAACACCAAGCUGGAGAAAGCCGACAUCCUGGAGAUGACGGUGGUUUUCCUCAAGCAGCAGCUGCAGCCCAAGACUCCACAGAAAGCCCAGUUUGAGGGCUAUUCGCAGUGCUGGAGGGAGACCAUCAGCUUUCUGUCUGUGGGCUCCAAGGCCGAGGCUGUGGCUCAACAUCUCCAGCAAGAAGCCCAGAGAUCAGAAGCUCCAGAGGUUAAACGCAUGUCUCCAGCUCCCCAUCAUCAGCAGCACACACACAUCAAGCAGGAGCCGCGGGCGCACAGUCCGCUCUGGAGACCCUGGUAGAGACGCUCAAACACUAGAUGGUGGUUUACCGUCUCUUAUGUAGGAGAUUCUCCAUUUCUAUAGUACAUCACUUAUUCACAUUGUGAAGAUUGUGUGAAGAAUUGAGUGAUUCACAAUGUGAGGGCCUCGUCUUCUGCUGAUGUUUCUAUUCUAUGAUAUGAUCAGAGGUUUAUUAUUGUAACACCUCUGUAGUUUCCACAUGGAUGGACAUUAUUUUCUAUACAUUUCUUCAUGAUGAAGAGUCAAUGUUGAACUCCUGUGGAGUUGUGGAUUAAGUAUGAUUUGUGAUUUUUAAUAUGCAUUAUCAAUGCUUUAUUGAUGUUUCUUUAUAUGAAA
Molecule: messenger RNA, 795 nt
Organism: Danio aesculapii
Lineage: Eukaryota; Metazoa; Chordata; Actinopteri; Cypriniformes; Danionidae
Product: transcription factor HES-5-like
Exons: 2
Coding region: 1-459 (152 amino acids)
Biological process (GO): regulation of neurogenesis; regulation of transcription by RNA polymerase II; anterior/posterior pattern specification
Cellular component (GO): nucleus
Molecular function (GO): protein dimerization activity; DNA-binding transcription factor activity, RNA polymerase II-specific; RNA polymerase II cis-regulatory region sequence-specific DNA binding
Source: RefSeq, a predicted model, not a curated record